Molecule: messenger RNA, 2555 nt
Organism: Durusdinium trenchii
Lineage: Eukaryota; Dinophyceae; Suessiales; Symbiodiniaceae
Source: the annotation of a GenBank genome assembly
AAUAGAUGGACUCCUUCCUGCGAAUGGAUAGAGAUACAACUGAGCCUCUCAGCACUCGUCGCCAAAGGAAUUCAAUUCUUCGCCCCUUGAGCCAGAUGGGUCAGUCCUAUUAAAACAUGUAACAGUCGGUAAACGUAGUUAUCACUAUAUGUUAAUCUAUUUUAGAACAAGGCCUUUACUAACCAUCCUCAUCCACUGUUGCUGGUAAUGGGAUACACGCCCAACAUAUUUUUGUCAUCACCUCCCAUGAACCAAAACCACCCUUGGAGGCAACUUUUCCUUCCAGCCCCGCACGACGUAGCGCGCAUUGCUGAUUUCGCACGCGAUGGGCAGUAGCAGCUCGGGCGCAAGGGCAGAGCCGCAGGUGGUGAAUGAAGAGAGUUUUAAGGUGACUUGUGUUGGGCAUUCCCUGGUCAACGACACCUAUGAGUAUGACUUCUUCGUCCAGCCUCCAGCCAGCACAGGCGCUCCGGGGCAAACGGUCCGCCGCAGCUUCAAGGAGCUCCAACGCUUGGGCCACGCCAUGAGCGCACGCUGGCCGCGCGCGAGCCUCCGGACGCCUUCCAGGCCCUUUUUUGAGGUGCCUGGAGAGCAAGGAGAAGUGAUGGAGAGAUCCCUUCGUGCCAUGCUGAGCCUGGAGCCCUUUCCGCGCUCCACGGCGCUGCGGCACUUCUUGGGGAUCGCCAUGCCGCCGCCCGCGGACCUGUCCGAUGGACACGUCGCUGGACACUGGCGGCUCGGAGCUGAGAUGAGGUUGCCCUUGGGCGCGGCGGCCACCGUCAUGAGCUUCUGCGAGGCCCACGUGGCGCUGAAGGUCUGCACGCGCGUGUGCAAGGCGCUGCAGGCGGCCGUGCUACACCCCACCUCAUGGCCCAGGCUCACCGUCUCCUCGCGCGUGGCGGAACGAUGCAUUGACAGUUUGUGCCGAAUCUUGUGGAGGACCUGUGUCGGAGUGCAGGUCUUAACGCUGGACCUCACGUUCCAACAAGGACACCUGGGCGUGGCGUUACCCGCGCAGCUGCUGCUCCGGCAGCUGCGCUCCUUGACCCUGCGUUUGGGCGACCCGGAGGCCCAAGCCUUCGCCUGUGACCUGCUCAGCUGCGUGGAGUCUCCGAAGCUUUGGGAACUGCGACUCAGUGCGCAACUCACUGCGCAGCUGCUGAAUGCCGCGAGCAUGGCCCUGCUGCCCACGGAGCAGCCGCUGCGGCGUUUGGCCCUGACGGCCUUACCGGAUGCACGGCUCGGCGCAGGCACCGUGGCAGCUGUGAGGGCUCUUUUGGACUCAGCACCGCGGGUGGCGGACCUGGCGAUCUCUGUGGAGGAUGCCUUUGGAGGCGACAGCCGUUGGUUCGAAAGGUGUGGGCCACUGGAGACGCCGGUGCUACAGACCAUGAUGGCACUGAACUUGGAGAGCUUGAGUCUUGGGAGCAGGCGCAGAAACAUGGGUUGGAUCAUUACCCCAGAUAGUUUCCUUGAACCCCCCCAACCUUUACUUUGCACACUGGGCCCAUGAAGCAAAUCCAUGAGAAGCUACCAGGGCUCGCAAGUUGGCUGUUACAUCGGCCUGGAUAUGUGCAUGCAUGUUGCGUAGCCCUUUUGCUAGUCGCUUUCGCUUUUGACCUGAGACAGCCUGAACUUCCAAUUGGCCACACCUGCGAUAUCUCCGCCCCCUCUCAAAGAUCACAGAGAUAUGGACAAGUCCAUUUGCUGAAUCCAAUUGAGGUGUUCGAAUUCGGACUAGCCUGGUGGUCCAUGUCUAUUCUGAUUUUCCUGUAGUCUAGCCUUAUACUAGAGUGCUUUUUCCAUUGAGGACCUUUGACUUCCUCUCUGAUGAGCUCUUGCUCGCGAUCAGCUCCUCCUCCGAUCGUGCGCUGUGGCCCCAAUUGCGGAGGGCCAAGCUGUCGGGUUGCAAACGAGUGCUGGAAGACCCAGAUGGCAUGCUGGGAGUGCUGCUGAGCAAGCUUGGAGAAGAGCUGGAAGAGUUCGCUUUGCUCAUCGACCUGGAAGUUCCAGUGCGUAGCUUCUCCGCGGGGAUCUUGCACCAGCGCUUGGGCAGCCUGCCCAACUGGUGGCAGGAGCGAGCCAACUUGCGGAGCUUGGAAUUGAACUGGCACGCCUUCGACGAUGAAGGCAUCGCAUCAUUGGUGGAGGGUUGCCCUCAGCUGGAAGUGCUUUUGUUGGACCGGGCCGAGUCGCCUGGUAUGGCCUGGUGUCCGCGAAAACACACACGUUUGCUCAGCUCUGUUUGUGUCAGUCAGAGGACGAAGGUGGCUGGCCUUGGGGUAUGAGCAGUGUGAAGAGCAGUGUGAAGAGCAUAUGUGUUUGUGUUGGACAUCCAAACAUGUUCAAUGGGUAUUGUUCAGUUGGCCAGUAGUGAGCUGAUCUACAUACUGUAAAACACCUGUUCUUGGAGAGCUCCUGGGACAGGAAAACCAUUCCAGCAAGUGUUCCCAUUUCUCCAAGUGAAUGUUCUACUUGGCGAGAGUUCAGCUCGUCUAGAUUGUCUACCACGGGAACCUCCAACUAUACACCAACCGGACCAACAGAGGUUGAAA